AUGAGUGUGGACCCUCGGGAAGGAAGGCUCGGCAGGACUGGUGGGUGUGGCCGGGGCGCUGGUAGCCCGCGGGCGCCCCCGGGCGCGGAGAGGGGCGCGCGGCUGCUGGAGCGCCGGGAACCAGCCCGCAGGCACUGUUCUUCUGAUGGACCAUCCGCGGCGGACGCGAGGACAGUGAGCCGGACCACAGAGCUUCCCUUUCACGUAGAGGUAUCCUUGACUCGACAGACCCCAGGUGCUGAGAACACCGUCUCUCUCAGAUCCCCUGAUCAGACUGUUGCCAGUGCCUCCUGCUCCUGCGGCGAGGUAGUCCCGGAUCCUGGCUGGUUUUCUACUUCGGAAAGGGUGCCAGAACUCUCGCACUUCUCAGAAAACCUCAGGGGGCAGAGGAGAAGAACUGAAGCCCAGGGUGGGCCCCUGACCCGCUUUCCCUCAACCACAGGGGAAGAGGCUGCUGGAGGCGACAAGCUCAUCCAUGAUCAGGACCUGGCCUGGCUGCAGCAGGCAGAUGUGGUCGUGGCAGAAGUGACCCAGCCCUCUCUGGGGGUAGGCUAUGAGCUGGGCUGGGCAGUGGCCCUCCACAAACCAGUUCUGUGCCUAUUUCACCCAAAGUCUGGCCGAGUGCUCUCAGCCAUGACUGGGAGCAGCGAUGGCUCCAGGUUCCAGGGGUGUGACUAGCCGGAGGCAGAGGCGAA
Messenger RNA from Capra hircus (goat), 695 nucleotides. RefSeq names its product 2'-deoxynucleoside 5'-phosphate N-hydrolase 1 (gene DNPH1). Gene Ontology annotation, molecular function: 5-hydroxymethyl-dUMP N-hydrolase activity. NCBI's taxonomy places the organism in Eukaryota, Metazoa, Chordata, Mammalia, Artiodactyla, Bovidae. Gene Ontology annotation, biological process: deoxyribonucleoside monophosphate catabolic process. The record is from RefSeq and is a predicted model, not a curated record. Gene Ontology annotation, cellular component: nucleus.